Chaetomium globosum CBS 148.51 is the source of this 1734-nucleotide messenger RNA. RefSeq lists its product as uncharacterized. Gene Ontology annotation, molecular function: protein binding. The transcript has a single exon. The coding region runs from base 1 to 1734 and encodes 577 amino acids. Gene Ontology annotation, cellular component: intracellular anatomical structure. Lineage: Eukaryota; Fungi; Ascomycota; Sordariomycetes; Sordariales; Chaetomiaceae. The record is from RefSeq and is a predicted model, not a curated record.
AUGACUCUCAGCCCGUGUUCCAGCAACGGGGGAAAACGGCUGGCGGCGGGUAGUCCGUACUACGAUCUCGGGCGACACACGCGUCGCGUAAGCACCAGGAGUGCAGAUGCCCAAACUUGGUUCGAUCGCGGGCUGAACUGGGUUUACGCUUUCAACCACGCCGAGGCUGCCGCGUGUUUCGGACAAGUGGUACUUCACGAUCCCGGCUGCGCCAUGGGUUACUGGGGUGUUGCAUUUGCAACGGGCCCCAACUACAAUAAGGGUUGGUCGGCUUUUGAUAAGGAGGACUUGUCACAAUCUUUGGCAACAUGUUACAAUUUCUCCCGCAAAGCCCAGGAGAUGUCCGCGUCCGCGACCCCUGUCGAGCGGGCCCUUAUCGACGCUCUCACGUAUCGUUUCCCUUCAGCUACAACGCUCGUGGACCUGGGGUCGAAAUCCGUUCUCGCAUACGCCGAUGCCAUGAGGCAAGUGGGCAAGGAUUUUGGCGAGCAGGAUCUGGACGUCACUGCCCUCGUAGCGGAUGCCCUGAUGAACACGGCACCUUGGAAACUUUACCGGGCAAAAACCGGCGAACCCAAUCUCAAUACCCCCGUCCUUGAAAUACGCGGGAUGCUCGAACGCGGUAUGACGCUACCUGACGCAAGGUAUCAUCCCGGUAUCCUCCAUAUGUACAUCCACCUCGUUGAGAUGUCUAAGAUGCCCGAGGACGCUGUCAACGCGGCCGAUUACUUGCGAGGCCUGGUCCCCGAUGCCGGCCAUUUGCGCCACAUGCCCAGCCAUAUCGAUGUUCUUGUCGGGGACUACCGGCGAGCUCUUCACACCAAUCUAGAAGCCACUAUUGCCGACGACAGGUACUAUGCCCGGGAGGGCGGGAGAAACUUUUAUUCCUUCUAUCGGAUGCACAACUACCACUCUCUCAUAUACAACGCCAUGAUGGCCGGUCAAUCCCAAGCCGCCCUUGACGCCACCACUCGGAUGGAAGAUACGAUCACCGAGACGAUGCUUUUGAUGACCUCCCCUCCGAUGGCGAGCUGGCUGGAGUUCUUCAAGUCGGUUCGCGUUCAUGUCCUCAUCCGGUUCGGCAUGUGGGAGGAGCUGAAGCAGCUGCCAGUCCCAGAGGACAAGGAGCUCCACUGCGUCACCGUCGCCAUGACGUACUAUGGGAAGGGCAUUGCAUAUGCGGCUACCAACGACGUCAAGGCCGCAGUUGGAUACCAAGACGUCUUUAGGGACGCGGCAAGGCGCGUGCCGCCCAGCCGCCUCGACUUCCCCAACAAGGUCGUUGACGAACUCGCAGUUGCAGCAGCUAUGCUAGAGGGAGAGAUAGAGUAUCGACGCGGCAAUUACGAGGUUGCUUUCAAGAGCUUGCGCCUCGCCAUCGCGCGGGAUGACUCGCUGCUUUAUUCAGAGCCCUGGGGUUGGAUGAUCCCCUCACGCCACCCAUAUGCCGCGCUACUGCUCGAGCAGGGGCACGUCGAUGAGGCUGCCAGGAUCUACGCCGAUGACCUCGGUCUCGGUGCCGGUCUCGUCCGAGCCCACCAGCACCCAAACAACAUCUGGGCCCUACACGGUUAUCACGAGUGCCUUCGACGCCUAGGGCGCACCGCCGAGGCGAGCAUCAUCCGCAAGCAGUUGUCACUUGCUCUGGCAGGCGCCGACAUCAAAAUUGAAUCGUCGUGUUUCUGUCGAUUGAAGCCGACGGAUGAUGGCGUUACCAAGGGUUGUCGUUUAUAG